This is a messenger RNA of Planococcus citri (citrus mealybug), 3539 nucleotides long. RefSeq lists its product as uncharacterized. NCBI's taxonomy places the organism in Eukaryota, Metazoa, Arthropoda, Insecta, Hemiptera, Pseudococcidae. Gene Ontology annotation, molecular function: protein binding. The record is from RefSeq and is a predicted model, not a curated record. The transcript has 3 exons. Bases 201 to 3371 code for a protein of 1056 amino acids.
CUGAUAAGAUCAUUGAUAAAGAAAACAAACGUUAAUCCCGGUGAGGAGUAGAGAAUGUGUGGUAAAAGAACUAAAAUUGAUGUAAUAGUUAGUACAUAUAAUUAAUAUUUUUGAUAAUUUGGCUGAAAACGGAUCCGCAAUAGCUCAAUAAGUACGUUGUUUCAAGUAUUCGUUGAGCAGAAUCACAUUCGUAGUCCAAAAUGUCACACGUACGUUGGUCGAGAGACGAACACUCUCCGGACCGUUGGGAAUUCUACUACAAACAUCGUGAUUUAAAACCUUCGCCCGGACCCAUGACUGUAGCUGGAGAAUAUUCCAAAUGUCACGACGUAUCUGUAAAAGUUGGGGAAGCGAUUUAUCCUAUGAAUCGCUUACAACUAGCUCUAGUAUCCAACUACUUCGAGAAAUUAUUCGUCGAGGGUUUCGUCGAGAAAGAUCGCGAGCUUGUGGAAAUUCAUGCUUUUGACAGCAACACGUUCUCUGCCAUAAUCGACGUAAUUAAUGGAAAAGAUCUCAAGUCGCUUAUAAAUGCCGACACUUACGUUUCAUUGCUAGUAGCCAUGGAUUACCUGCAAAUGAAAAUCAAUUUGGAACCAUUCAAAGAGUUCAUGAAAGCGUACAUUGUAGAACACGAUAUGCCUUUUGAUACUCAAAUGCUCGAAUUGUAUAGAUUAAUUGCUACGAAUCGAGAUUUCAAAGAUCUGAAGUUCUAUCUUUAUUCCUAUUUAUCAUGUCAUUUCACGGAUUUCGUAAAUUAUCCAGAAUUUCUGAGUUUACCUCUCGAUGAUCUCAUUGAUAUUAUCAAAAUUCAAAAAGGCGUACGCAGAUCGUCGGGUUCCGAUGAGAUGAAUAUAAUCAGUCAAGUUUGUGUGAAAUGGAUCCUUCACGAUGUUGAAAAACGACUGAAUAAUUUUGUGAAACUGGUGAACGCUACGAAUUAUAGGCUACAUCGGUUUUCAUAUCGAAUAAAUACUGAUUGCGUCAACGCUAGAUUGAAUAAUAUGGAAGGUGAUAGAAAAGAAGAAGAAAUCCGAAGAUAUUUUUGCCAGUUAUUGAAUUAUGGUGGAGAAAUUUAUCCUGAUGACUCUGAAGAUCCAGGUAUAGACGUAGGCUUACCGGCCAGAAAAAUAUCUCACAAACUUAAUAGGAUUGAUGUGAAAGAAAAAUUGGCCAAGAUCCUGGAAAACGGAUAUUUGUGCGAUGUGACGAUUGAAGCGGGUGAAAAAACAUAUGAACUUCAUCAGUGCGUGCUGAAAACGGCGUCGAGUUAUUUUGCAGAUCUUUUUUCAGCUAAAAACUGCGAACCAUCCUCAAUCCAUGAAGAUAAAGGUAAAAGAUAUGUGAUAAAUAUUGAUGAAAAUACUUUCGACUCCAUUGUUAAGUUCAUGUAUUUCGAUGAUAUUUCGUUGAAUGCAUUCGAGCAAUCUAUGAAAAUACUGAGAGCGGGAAAGAUUUUAAAAAUCAAUACACUAAUAAAAAAAAGUUUAUCUUGGAUGGAAAGUAACGCGAAAGAUUUGAGCAUCGAAGAUAUUCUCCAAAUAUUGGAUUUUGUUGUAGGAGAUGACUCAUUCGAUGGUGAAGAGCUUAAUCGAAUUUCUAAACUGGCUUGCAAAAUUUUAGUUUCUAGAACAAUUAAAAACUUGACGUAUGAUAUUAUUCGUCGUAUAUGGAAAGUUGAUAAAAUCUUGAAAAGUGGUACUUUAACGAGUAGUUGCGUACUGUGGAUGAAGGAUAAUUUUCAGACGUCGUACAUCAAAGAUAUUAUUGAAAUUUUGUACGAAGUACAGGAGGAAGAAAGUCUGAGCUGGUUGCUUAAUAACUUGGGUGCUGGACAACCUGAUAAUAUUUUUCAAGUAUUGUGUGCCAGCGAAAACCUGGAGUUUGACAAAUUAACGAAUCGGUGCAUGAAAUGGUUUAUGGAAAACCAAUCUGCACGGACGGAAGAAACUAUUACCAAGUUAUUGGAUUUUACCCGAGGAAAAGAGAAGUUCGAUCGUGAACAUGAACUUCUUUUUUGCGAGCGCAUGGUUGCCACAUGGCCUAAUAUAGACGAAUCGCAAUUCUGCACAAUUUCCUACACUAUGCUGCAGAAUUUGCUUACGUUACCGAAUUUCUUUCCGAAAAAUCCCUCCGAAAUCCUGGAUGUUUGCGCGAAAUGGAUCGUUCACGAUGUAGAAAAUCGGUAUCGUUUGAUACCUAGAAUCGCCUUUGGUAUAAAUCGUAAUUGUACGGUGAAUCCCGAUGAUAAUAAAAUUACUGAAACUCUGCAAGAUUUGGAUAACUGCUCACAGCAGUCGAUUAAAGAUAAAUUAUGGGAAACACUAUCUUCAACUUCAUUAGUUCCUCAUUGUAACGAUACCACGAAUCUGGCUCUCGAAGAAAUCCCAGUAUUUAUUUCAUCGUAUACUGGAAGGGAUGUCAAGGAAUUUGGAUGUGAUGUUUUGGACGCCGAGUUGAACGUAAUUACAUCAUUGAAGUCACUCAGAUUUCAUUACGAGUCUAGUCUUGGUGCAAUGUGUCCAUUAACAGCAGCUCUAAUCAAGGAUAAUUUAUUUGUGCUUUGUAAUAACUAUUUUAUUUGUACAUCUGAAUUCUUUGUUUACAAUUUAUCCUCGAAGAAAUUCUACGCUUUGGGCGGAAUUCCCCGAAUUCGUUCGCCCGGAAAGAGCACGUUAUUAAAUUGCAACAACCAAGUGUACUGUUGUUCCAGCGAAGAAAAUGAUAUAAUGAGAUACUCCAUCGAAUUGAAUCGAUGGGAAGUGAUUUUUAAUGCGGAAAUCGAAGUGGUACGAAACGAUGAUUUCAAAAAUACGGUUCGUUAUACCAGUGAUGGAGCGAACCUAUACAGAGUUUUCAGUAUUUUACCUCUCAUGGGAUCACGUUUUGCUUGCAAAUAUGUUGUACAAACAUGGAAUUUCAACCAAGGUAGAUGGAUUCAGCUACCAGAUCUGCCUAAUUCGUCAGCUUUUAUUCAAGUUGGUGCCACGCUGACCAACAUUAAAAAUGGUAUUGCCGUAUUAUUUCAGUCUGUUGUGUUUUUGUUCGAUCUGCAAUCACAAUCCUGGCGGCGUGUUUCACUUCCUUUCAGACCUGAAACUGAUUAUGGUUGGUGGGUUUCAUUCAUUACUCAUUAUGAUGACGGCCUGCUGUAUGCGUGUGAUGGUAACAUAUUUCAAUUGCAUGAUCUGCAAGGAGAAUGGGUAUUGAAAAACAAUCCACAAUACGGCUUUGUUAAUAAAAGAUGUGAUAUGGCGCUCAUUCAUCGCUGCGUUAACGAAACAUGCUCCGCUGUCAAGCUGUCUGAUGAAAAGAAAAGAGAAAAAAUUCCAGUUGACCUCAGUUGUAAGAAACCUUGUCUUUCGACAUCUUGAGAUUACCUACUUGAUAAUGUAGCUUCGACUGUGAACUCGUAUACCUAUGUACUUGUUCUUCAAUCUUCUAACUCUGUUAUCUAGUAGGUAUAUAUAUAGGUAUGUAUUAUGUUAACAUAGGUAAUGUGUUCAUUAUUAUCUGGAUUAAUAAAUUCUUUCUUUCUUGUA